CAGAACCCGUCCGGGGGCGGCCGCACCAUGACCUACGUGGCCAAGCCGGCGUACGCGGGCUCGGCGGCGGCGGGCGAGGGGCUGUGCCAGAUCACCGUGCGCAUCGGCGAGGAGGCCAUCGUCAAGCGCCGCAUCUCGGGCACCGAGCUGCGCGGCGACGGCGCCGCCGAGGAGCGCCGCGGCGACAACGACAGCGACGCCGAGGACCGGCUCUGGCGGCCCUACUACUCCUACAAGCCCAAGAGGAAGGCGGGCGGCACCGCCGGCACCG
Molecule: messenger RNA, 271 nt
Organism: Passer montanus (Eurasian tree sparrow)
Lineage: Eukaryota; Metazoa; Chordata; Aves; Passeriformes; Passeridae
Product: zinc finger and BTB domain-containing protein 4-like
Exons: 1
Source: RefSeq, a predicted model, not a curated record